This is a messenger RNA of Trachymyrmex cornetzi, 2126 nucleotides long. RefSeq names its product heterochromatin protein 1. The record is from RefSeq and is a predicted model, not a curated record. Lineage: Eukaryota; Metazoa; Arthropoda; Insecta; Hymenoptera; Formicidae. The coding region runs from base 192 to 2066 and encodes 624 amino acids. Gene Ontology annotation, molecular function: single-stranded DNA binding; double-stranded DNA binding; histone H3K4 methyltransferase activity. The transcript has 4 exons. Gene Ontology annotation, biological process: mitotic DNA integrity checkpoint signaling; DNA integration; DNA double-strand break processing. Gene Ontology annotation, cellular component: site of double-strand break; nucleus; condensed chromosome.
AUAUUAACCAAUUUUAUUCAAGAAUUUUACAACAGUUGCAAAACUGCUUUUCCUGUUGAACGCAGCUAUGUGUCCGAGCACGCAGCACUCAGCAGCUACUGCCACGCCACUCAGUCUGCUGUGAUAUUUCCGUACGGAUGCAUUUGUGACAGAAGUUAGGUUACAAUUUCAAAAAAUCGUAAUAUAAAAUCAUGAGGACAUACAAGAGAAAGACAAAUAAGGGAAAUAUUCCAAAGAGCAUUAUAGAAUUUGCGUGUAAAGAAGUAAUUUUAGACAAAAAAAGUGUUCGUUCAUCAGCAGCAAAAUAUAAUAUCUCAUUUAAAACCUUACACCGAUAUGUUAAUAAAUUAAAAGCUGCAGGAAAAGAUAUUAGUCAAGUAUCGAAUAUUCAAUUUACUCAUGUAGGUUACGGCAAAAGUCAUCAAAUUUUUAAUGAUACAGAAGAAAUCGCUUUAGUGGAAUAUAUUAAAAGAAUAGCAGAUAUUUAUUAUGAUAUAACACCCAAAGAAGUAAGGAAAUUGGCUUAUCAAUUUGCAAUAAAAAACGGAAGUAAAAUACGAGAUUCUUGGAAUGAAAAUAAAAUGGCAGGUGAAGAUUGGUACAGAGGUUUCCUUAAACGCAAUAACAGUUUACCAAUAAGAUUAAAAGCUACAAGUCUCUCUAGAGCGACGUCAUUUAGCAAACAUAAUGUUAAUUUAUUCUUCACAAAUUUGAAAACAGUCUAUAAUUCUCUAAGAGUGAAGCCAUGUGAUAUCUGGAAUAUGGAUGAGAUUGGGAUUAGUACUGUUCACACUCCUGAUCGUGUAAUUGCACGUCGUGAGAUGAAACAACUAGGAAAGAUAAUUUCAACUGAAAGAGAGACUCUCGUUACCAUGGCAGUUACAGUCUCAGCUAUCGGAAAUAUGGUCCCACCAUUUUUUAUAUUUCCAAGAGCCCAUUACAAAGCUCAUUUUAUACAAGAAGGCCCUCUUGAAUCUGCAGGUGAUGUCAAUCCAUUAGGUUGGAUGAAAGAAGAACAUUUUAUAAAAUAUUGUCAACAUUUUGUUCGUCAUGUUAGAUCAUCUAAAGAGAUGCCUAUUCUUCUUUUACUUGACAACCAUGAAUCUCACCUUUCUAUUGAGGCGCUGGAUUAUUUGAAAGAGAAUGGAAUCAUAGUUUUAUCGUUUCCUUAUUAUUGCAGUCAUAAGUUGCAGCCGCUAGAUAGAUCUGUAUAUGAACCUUUGAAAAAUUAUAUCAACACAGCAUGUGACAACUGGCUAACUAGUAAUCCAAGAAAAUCUUUAUCUAUAUAUCACAUUUCAAAAAUAAUAAAAACUGCAUUACCUCUCGCAACAACUUCAACAAAUAUUCAAGAAGGUUUCCGCGUUUCAGGAAUAUCUCCUUUAAAUGAAAAUAUAUUUCCUGAUAUUGAAUUCUUAGGAUCUAAUGUGACCGAUAGAGAAAAUACUUCUACUAUUAUCAAAGCUGAGAACAAUGAACUUCUUUCUGUCCAGGAAAAUGUCGAUCUUUCAGCUGUCCAGGAAAAUGUCGAUUUUUUAUCUGUCGAGAAAAAUAUCAGUCCAUCUUCGAUAUAUCAGGAUAUAAGACAUCUGCCAAAAGCGGAAUUGUAUCAAGAAAAAAAAAGAACUUGUAAACGAACUAAUGUAAUAUAUACAGAUUUGCUAGAAGAAGAUGAUCUCAUGGAGCAGAAGCUCGAUUGUCCAAGAAAAAAAAGUAGAAUCAGCAAAAAAGAAACAGAAAUCGAACAAAAAAGCAAGACAAUAAGAAAAGGAAAAAGUAAGAACAAGAUAAAUUCUGAUAAGGAUGUUAAAGCUAAAAGAGAUUCGUGUGCUGAUGAGACGAUGAAAGAUGACAGCAGAGUACAGGGAUUCAAAAGAGAAUUGGAAGCAGAUAAGAUUCUUGGCUCAGCAGAUGACAAUGGAAAGCUAAUGUACUUGAUGCAAUGGAAAGGAACAGAUGCAGUUGACAUGGUGUCUGCCAGUGAAGCCAAUGCCAAGUGCCCUCAAAUUGUUAUCCGAUUUUAUGAGGAGAGAAUAACUUGGAAAAGAGCAAAAGUAAAACUGUAAUAGAUGAGCUUCCUGAAAAAAGUCAACCUCCACAUUUUUUAAGAAAUUGACAGGGUUGGG